Pectinophora gossypiella (pink bollworm) is the source of this 3182-nucleotide messenger RNA. Its product is annotated as double-stranded RNA-specific editase B2-like. Gene Ontology annotation, molecular function: tRNA-specific adenosine deaminase activity; double-stranded RNA binding; double-stranded RNA adenosine deaminase activity. Lineage: Eukaryota; Metazoa; Arthropoda; Insecta; Lepidoptera; Gelechiidae. The transcript has 11 exons. Gene Ontology annotation, cellular component: cytoplasm; nucleolus. The coding region runs from base 135 to 1304 and encodes 389 amino acids. Gene Ontology annotation, biological process: RNA processing; adenosine to inosine editing. The record is from RefSeq and is a predicted model, not a curated record.
GGCAACCCGGGAAGUGGACGCCAUUUUCAUAUUGUUUGACUGUCAUUUGAAGAGGCGGCUCGUAAUUUCCGCGUCAGAAUAUUACAAUUUCGUGCGUGUUUUGAAAAACAAAAAGAAAUCGGGAUAUUUCCAUAAUGGCAUACAACAAGCAAUAUAAUACCCGGAACUCUGGUCGCUACAACACUCCGGGCCAGUUCGUACCAGAGGAGCUGGUGCCGGGCGCGGGGCUGCGCGCGCGCUCCGUCGCCGCCACCGCACCGCCCACCUCUGCGUCGGCGCCGCAGCCACAGUACCAGACGGUCGGUCAGCGCAAGCCUAUGCAGAACCAAAACCAUAACCAGAAUCUCAACCAGAACUUGCAAACUGUUCCGAUACAGAACAUCGACAUCGACAUGAAGCCGGUAGAUGUAUUGAACAACUCAGGGGCAGGCGCCGGCGCAGGCGACGCUACGCGCCCCCAUUGGAUGAAGCCCAAGUUGCCUGGAGUGAAGAAGGUGACCAACAAGGAGCGCCGGCGGCGGCAGAACGAGAGCCUGCGCAAGCUGCUCACACCCAAGAACGCGCUCAUGGUGCUCCACGAGAUGCUGCCCAACGACCAGCUUACCAACGUAUUUUCUGUGUCGCAGCAAUUUAGAGUGGAACCGGCGGGGCAGUUCAACCAGUACUACAACAGCAAGCAGGGCGGACACAGCUUCUGUGCAGACCUCACCAUCAACGGGAACAGCUACAAAGGAUACGGUGAAAACAAGCUGUCAGCACGCAAUGUGGCGGCCGAACAGGCGAUACGGGAUAUCAUCAUCCAGAAAAUGAAUAAAGUGCUUGGUAAUAGUGAAGAGAUGGAGACCGAAGGCGACGAUGAUGCGGCGCUGCCGAUGAUCCAGCUGGCGUCGUACGCGCUGCACAAGCUGUUCUCGGAGUGGGAGUACGACGGACACAAGGUGCCGCAGCUCAAACCCAGCUCAUCAACCGUCUCUAUAAGCGACACCGCGUCGGAGACGGAGGGCGCCAAGAGCAAGGUGGCCAAGAAGAAGGAGCUGCCGGCCAACGCGGCCGCCAUGCACCCGUGCAUGCUGCUGACCUACAUGCGGCCGCACCUGGAGUACCGCGAGCUGGCCGUGGACGGCGACCGCCCGCAGAACAUCCUCUUCACGCUCGGGGUCGACGUCGAUGGCUCCACAUACAUCGGCAAAGCGCCCAACAAGAAGGAGGCUCGCAAGCAGGCGGCCAAGUCGGCCUGCCAGGAUAUUUUCGGCGUGCAGUUCAACGAGAAGCCCACCGACAACGCGCCGCAGGGCGCCGCCUAAUGCCGGGCGGCGCCGCCCGCGGCCGCGGACACACACACCAAACAAGGCCAGUACCUUCUGAUAACACUGAAAAAGAAAGAUUAAUGGCAUCGGAAAGUCUUUUGACUUAGCACAUACAUAACUAUAGUCCGUUCAAGAAUGAUCUUCAUAAAAGGUAAACAAAUAUGGCUGCCGAUAUUUUUUAUUUGUGUCAAACUGCAUACUAGUGAAGUGCUGAAUUGAUUUUAGCUCAAGUUAUUUUAUCAAAAUAAACUGACUCUCUUGGGUCGUUUGAAUAUUUUGUAUGAUAAUAUUAAAAUAUAUAUUGUAUGUUUCUUUGUGGUUACACUAACUCACUUUAAAAGUCAUUUAUUCUGCGCAUUUCGGCUUAUUAAGUACAGUACACUCACUUAAGUUAUUCACGGAACUGACUCGUUUUCCUGACCGGAAUGAAAUGUCUCAUCACUAAUCGUCAAAUUGACAGCUAGCCACAGAUUAACAAGAAUUUAUGAUAUCAACUUUUUUGUGUGAGGUUUUGUUUGAUUUUUGUUUUUACAUGAAAAAAUGUGUUUUUAAUAAUUAUUUUACGUUAAUUUCACAUUGAGCUAAGAAAUCAUACAUCUAUUUAGUGCUACGGAUGUUAUUAGAAGAAUACUUUGCGUAGUUUAGGUGAAAUUCGAACAUUCUUUGUAGUAACAGGUUUGUUUACCUUUUAUGAAGAUCAUUUUUGAACGGACUAUAAAUUAAAAUAGUUUCUCGAUUUUCAAUUAAAAAUUCUCUGAUGAAUCGUAAAUUGUAAUAGAUUGGUAAUAAAGUUAAUAUUUCAAUAAGAUUCACGCACUUGAUACAAAUUACACAUAGUAAACUAUUUUUACCGGGUGUGAUUACAUGUUAAAGAAGGUACAAAAAAUACCUUGUUAUUUUUUCAAUGUUAUCAGAAAGUACUCGCCUCGCCGCUGCUCUAGGUAGCUCGGUCUACCACUGGCCGAGAGUACAGAGAAUACAAUCUCACGCAAACUUAUAAAUUUAUAUUAUUGUAGUAUCACAGCUAGUAUUGGUUAAGUAAUGUGUUAGAACUGUAGAUUGUGAAGAUAAUUGAAGUUAUUUCAAACUUAAUCUCGUAGUAGCAUAUUUCCAACCACUUGCAACUGAAUAUCAUAUUUCAGUCGCCUCUGCCUGACUCGAUGUUUUCGGAUUUUCAUAUUUCACAAUUUGAGAAAAUGUAAAGUUGAAGCACAGAGCAGGUUCGUAUUAUCAAGUUAUACUAUGGUUAUAUUAUGUAUUGUGUCCAAAACCCACAAUGUGGAAUUUAUAUUUUUAUAUCUAAAAUCCAUUAAUUAUCCUACCAUCAUUAUCAUUUUUUUUAUGUAAGGGUAUGAAGGAAUGUCAAUGAAUUUAAUGGAAAAUACAUGAUAUGAUAACUGAUAGGGCUCGUAACUUUACCAUGAAUUUUGCAACUCCGUACUUCGUAUCAAAUGAUACAUCGUUUGUAUAGACAAUUACGCUGCUGGCGUAACAUUUUUGUAUUAUAGUUAUAUUAUUACUGACAAUACUCAAGUUAUAAUUACUUAUCAAAAUUAAUAAAUCAUGAUGCAGCUGUGUCUUCCUCUAGAAAUAUUGUAUUUGUAUGUGCGCCUGCGUUUUGCGCUAACGUCUGCGCACCUUAAUAUAUCCUGCGUACCUGACCGCAUCAUCAUCAUCAUUUGUAUGUAAAGUGCUUUAGGACAUAUCUGUGGAGCCCUGGCAAUAAUUUAGUUGUAAGCUGAAUGAUGUAAUUCUAGUAUUGCCCACAUAAUUGGUCCACUUUUUCAUCGGUGGAUGCCUUGACCAUGUUGUUAUCUUCUCCGAUAAUUAUUUUUUUCUUUCUAGAAAAUAUAGUGAAUGAAUUCUGCAAAAAUA